Messenger RNA from Penicillium malachiteum, 960 nucleotides. RefSeq names its product tRNA splicing endonuclease subunit SEN34. Gene Ontology annotation, biological process: tRNA splicing, via endonucleolytic cleavage and ligation; tRNA-type intron splice site recognition and cleavage. Gene Ontology annotation, cellular component: tRNA-intron endonuclease complex. Bases 1 to 960 code for a protein of 319 amino acids. NCBI's taxonomy places the organism in Eukaryota, Fungi, Ascomycota, Eurotiomycetes, Eurotiales, Aspergillaceae. Gene Ontology annotation, molecular function: tRNA-intron lyase activity; nucleic acid binding. The transcript has a single exon. The record is from RefSeq and is a predicted model, not a curated record.
AUGGAUUUUCAACCUACCCUUCCUAUUCCGAUCUCCUUCAUUUCUGGUAGAUACCUACUUUUCUCCAUUGAUUUCGUCACAUACCUGAGACGUGAGCACAACAUCUGCGGUGUUUUGACCGGAACCUUGCCGCAAAUCCCACAACAGAAUGUGUUCCUGGGUCUGCCGCUUGAGUUGAUGCCCGAGGAGGCACGGGUGUUGGUGGACAAGGGUGUAGCUUGCAUUGUAGACGAAGCCAAGGCACACCAAGGCAUGCAAUCUCUUCUAGAGGAGGAUCGCCAAAAGUACCUGCGCGAAUUAGAAUCCCAAGGGCUCCAUGCCUCGCGUAUUUUCGCCGAACGCAAAAGCCAGAAAAAGGCAGAGACUUUGAAAAAGAUAGCCGAAAAGAAGGCAAAGGCGAAGGCACAAGCUAAGCCUCAGUCUGAAGAGUCUGCCAAUGUUGCGACAGCUACAUCUGAGCCUUCAGCUGCCAAUGAUGAGCCCGCCUCGGUGGUCGACUUCUUUGCAGGCGAUGCCUCUAGUCCCUCAAAGGGCGCCUCGACCGGCACACCCGCUUCUCAGGCCUUCCAUGUUACACCCGCAACCUCCUACCCUCCUCUACCCGACCCAACUACAUCGUCUGAGCUCAUCGUCUCCCGACCGGACGUUCCAUCCUCGUACCCGCUCUUUGCGCACAUGCACUCACGAGGCUAUUUCCUGUCGCCUGGUCUUCGGUUUGGGUGUCAAUAUGUGGCAUACCCUGGAGACCCUCUUCGGUUCCACUCGCAUUUCCUCGUUGUAUCGGCAGAAUGGGAUCAAGAGAUCGAUUUGAUGGACAUCAUCAUCGGUGGUCGGUUGGGCACUGGUGUUAAGAAGGGCUUCCUUCUGGGCGGCCCUCAAAAUGCGAAAACAGAAGAUGGCUCUGAGAUUGAGCGUACAGAAAGCGUGCGGACCUUCAGCAUUGAGUGGGCUGGCAUGUAA